Messenger RNA from Cercopithifilaria johnstoni, 1407 nucleotides. Lineage: Eukaryota; Metazoa; Nematoda; Chromadorea; Rhabditida; Onchocercidae. The record is from the annotation of a GenBank genome assembly.
AUGUCAACAAAAAGUUUACCGUUCAACGAGGAGAAUUCAGAACGAUUUCCAACAUGUGACAUUGGACGUGUUAGCUUUAAGUAUAUUUGGACAAUAAAGAUUUUAAUGCGUCAACUUAAUGAUAAUGAAUCAGUGAUCUUACAUGUAUCACCAAAAUUCGCAACUGUUUAUGGACAAGUCGCAUUUCAAUGGUCGUUACAAAUGCAUGGCACAAUUCUUUUUAAUAAUCAGGAGGAAAUGGAAUUAGAAGAAAGUCAGGAUGAAACGAAAUGUGAGUUGAAUUAUAUUGCAUUAUCGUUGUAUUUUAACGAUGGACCAGCACCAAUUAUCGACGAUCUACAAGCAAUCACGAAAUUUUUACUGGACAAAAAAUAUAGCCUUGAUGGCAGUAAUGAUGAUUAUGUUAUUGCUGAAACAAAGAAAUUAAGCGCUGUUCGUGGUAAAAAGACCGAGCUUACAGCACUUCAACGUUUUGAUUUCUCAAAUUAUAUAAAGGAAAACUUAGGUCAAGUCGUUCGUUUAUCGGUUACGUUAAAUUUGCCCCAACAGCUAUUUGAACCGAAUACUUAUCUCAGUACACUUACACCAAUACCAAUUACAUCAUUUCUUACCGCAAACUACAGGGCAAGAGCAUCAUCAAAAGUGUUCAAUAGGCGAUCACUAAAAAACAAAUUAUUGACUAGUAUGGAAGAUAAUAUUCGUCGAAGGCUAUCUCUAAAGCAACAGGAUGAUUUUGAAGAAGUUUUUAAUCGUAUAAUGAAAGAUGAAAAGGAACUUUGUAGUAAAUCUCGUUCAGGAAAUGCAAAGAAAGCUAGUUCAAAUUAUAAAACGGUAUUGUUCAAAAAAUUGCUAAUAGAAUGUUGUGAUAGUUGCCAAAAGAGAGCAAAAAUAAUGGAAGAGGAAAAUUUUGAGAUGGAACGGGAAGAGAUAGAAGAAUUGGAUGAGGAAAAUGCCUUUGAAUGUAGUGAACAGAAUAAGGAUGCUCUUCAUGAGGUGCUAGCUAAUAUGUUUUUUACACGAGUUGCUUUACCACAAAUGGAUUAUAUUGAAAAUUUCACUGAUUUUUUAUGUGACGCUGAAUUGCAUAAUUUACCGGUGCUAAAACGAGUAUGUGAAGGAUAUCUCUGCAGUGAAUUAAAUUCAGAAAAAGAUUUAAUAACAUCAUUAUUGUUGGAGCUCUUAUUUCUGGCUAUUGUUUUCAAUUUACGUGUAUUGAAAUCAAUGACACUUUCCGAAUUAUCCAAUCGUCCCGAAGAAUUGGAUGAACCAGAUGCCUUAUUAGCUCUUGAGGAGUACAAAGAUCUAGAUCGUCGAAUGAUACAACUUAGUGGAAGCAAUCUUGCUGAAGUGAUUGGAGAAGUGCAAAAUUUUCGGGAGCAAAGGUUGCGUACAAAACUGAUUAAAUGA